AUGACUGAAUUGUAUGAUUUUCUAUCAAUGGCCAAAAUUUACAAGUCUGAAGCUUGGGCAUCUCUUGUUGGUAUACACGAGCAUUUGUGCUAUGUUGAGCAGUGUAGCCUUAGCCAAAAAGAAUUUCAAUUCUUCAAACAUGGUGCCAUGAGCAUUCCCAGUAUUUACCAAAGCCAACACAUGCUGUUUCCAAUCAACUUUAUUUCACUUGAUAUAAGCAUAUUCUUCAACCACAUCUUGGCCAAAAUUCCCAUCUGUGGUUACCCAGAUUAUUUUCCAGGCCCUUCCCUGCCUGCAACCAAUCUCACUGCCCACAAUUUUUGUUUAUUUCCUGAAUUUCCAGACCAGGUUUUGAUCUCCUCAACCAUGCCUCCUCUUCUGGGCCCCCAUGCCACCCUAGUGGAUCGGGAUCACAUUUUGUGUGCGUGUCCAGAACAUGGCUGCUCUCAAAGCACCAUCAAAUAUCGGGGAAAGGUCAUGCAUGGGCGAUUGUUCAGUCGCAAAAGCUAUCCUAAGCACCUUCAACAGGCACCCACACAGUUGGCUGUCGUGCAGAACCCUGCACCAGCUCUCCCUGCCAGUCCUUCCCGCCCGGCUCCGCAACAACAAAACCUACCCAGUGCACCUUCAAACCAGGGCUCAAUGGUAGCUUCGACCAGCCGCAUGGCCUCUGGUUUUCCCAGGAUUGGCCCAGCGGUGCCCAUUCAACGUCUCCCUCCCAUUGAACCGGCAGUUCCUACCACCCGCAAUAAAAGAGCUAGAGAUGAUGAUUCAGAUGAAGAUUCUAGUUCAAGUAGUGUGGACUCAGCUGUUUGUCAACCAAAAUCCCGGCGUCGCCAACACACAACCGCGGCUAGCACCACAUCUGUUCCCAGCCAUUUCCUACAGCAUCCACUGUGUCUCAGAGAAAUGCUCAUGAUCACCAAAGACCACCUGUUUAAUGGACUUGGUGAAACCGCUUGCCGGAAUCGUCUUCAUGCCGCUCAAGCAAGUGUGACACAGCAGCUUAACAUGCCUGACGCCAAAGCCAAAAACGACAUUGUCAAACAGAUUCCGCUUGGCCUCACAACUCUUCUCAAAACUUGGCAGCUGGAUUCUACCAUCCAAUCCAAAAUCUGCUGCCCGUUCUGCUGUGCAUUGCAGCCAUUACCGUCCCAAGCUGGAGAAGACGUCGAGCCCCUCGUACGAUGCAAUUACCCUCGAUUCACUACAAAAUCCUCUACAAAGCUUGCACAAUUACCUUGCCAACAACCACUGUAUGAGCAAUCUUCCGACAGCAAAUUAGGCAAAAUAUCCAGAUUAUUCUUUUUUCAGCCAGUCCACUCCUGGCUGGCUAAGAUGCUCAAGUUCUCCAAUUUUGAAACUGCGCUUGAUGCAUCUCUCAACCGCCCCUCUCCGCCCAAUCAUCAAAUGGACGACAUCUGGGAUGGCAAAUUGUGGCAAGAACGCAGCCACAAAGACCUCGGUUGGUGUCAUGCUCCUCACAUGUUUUAA
Melampsora larici-populina 98AG31 is the source of this 1494-nucleotide messenger RNA. RefSeq lists its product as uncharacterized. Bases 1 to 1494 code for a protein of 497 amino acids. The transcript has 3 exons. NCBI's taxonomy places the organism in Eukaryota, Fungi, Basidiomycota, Pucciniomycetes, Pucciniales, Melampsoraceae. The record is from RefSeq and is a predicted model, not a curated record.